Messenger RNA from Sardina pilchardus (European sardine), 3738 nucleotides. RefSeq names its product ras association domain-containing protein 8 (gene rassf8a). Gene Ontology annotation, biological process: signal transduction. Bases 412 to 1818 code for a protein of 468 amino acids. The transcript is spliced from 6 exons. Lineage: Eukaryota; Metazoa; Chordata; Actinopteri; Clupeiformes; Clupeidae. The record is from RefSeq and is a predicted model, not a curated record.
UGCAUCCUUUUGAGCUGCGAUGGGCAGAAACUUCGCUCGCGUGAAAGUCGUCUGUCAUAUGCUGCGGUCAGACGCUGAAACGUCCCCUCGUUAAUUUUACUAGUUCUCGUGAUGGAAUCAGUAAAUAACUUGAUAGUCGAUACCAAGAUCAGAAUUUGAGUUCACGUUAAAUCAGUAGAGUCUGACUAAAUCGGGAGCGACGUUAAACGGGGCUGGCUGUUUUCCUCGUCUUUGGAGAAACUAAGUUGCCGGUUGCUGCUGACACAUCCCUGACCCCUGUUUCCAUCGCCGGCCAGAGGAGGGCUCAGGAAGGAGAAGAGAGGAAGGGCUGCUGGUACAGCCCUGCGGCCUUGACUGAAAUCAUGUGGGAAUGAGGAGGAGGGGGGGAAGACCUAAAGGCCCUGACCCAGGAUGGAGCUCAAAGUCUGGGUGGACGGCAUCCAGCGUGUCGUCUGUGGUGUCACGGAGGUCACUACCUGCCAGGAGGUGGUCAUUGCCCUGGCCCAGGCUAUAGGACGCACCGGGAGGUACACUCUGAUUGAGAAAUGGCGGGACACAGAGCGCUUCCUGGCCCCGCACGAGAGCCCCGUGGCCUCGCUGAACACCUGGGGUCAGUACGCCGGCGACGUGCAGCUCGUCCUGCACCGCACGGGGCCCUCGCUGACCGAGCGCCCGCCGUCCGAAGGGCCGUGCUCCAGGCUGCCCGAGCGCGGCCCCCACCGCCAGAGCCUGCCGCCCAUGGCCAAGUUCCGGCCGCAGGGCAGCCUGUCUCUGCGGCGUCGGGAGCCCAGGCGCAAGUCGCUGACCUACGGCGGCGCCCCGCGGAGCCUCAGGGACAUCCUGAGUGGGGGGCGGCUGCCCGGCGGUGGCGGUGGUGGUGGUGGCGGCGGCAGUAGCGGCGGUCACGAUCUGGAACUGAAACGGCAGACGGUCAUGUUGAGUAACGGACACGCGCCUGCGGCUGGCAUGCUUCCGCUCUCCGGGAGCCGUGCCGAGGACCUGACCCGGCUGAUCCGUCUGCAGGGGGAGAAGCUGGGGAUCCUCGGGCGACGGCUGGAGGCCUACGACGUGGAGCUUAGGACCUGGGGGCAAAGAGGGGAGUAUGUUGGCGGCGGUGGCGGCGGAGGAGGGGGUUACGACGCAGCGGGCAUGGCGGCCACGGCGGAGGAGAUCGCGUGUCUGGAGAAACGCAUGCGCCGGGGCGAGGCGGAGAUGGAAGAGGAGGAGUUCUGGGCGAGCGAGCUGGAGAUCGAGCGGGAGAGCGAGCGGCAGCUGGACGAGAGGCUGCAGGAGAUGCGGGGCCGCGUGCACGACUGCGAGGACGACCUCAGGCAGCGGCUGACGCGGCUGCAGAGUGUGGAGGCUGGACUGGAGGCGGAGAGGGUGCAGCUAGAGCAGAAAGAGUUGCAGCAGGUGAGUGAGGAGGAGCUGCGGGCGCGUCUGCAGCGCAUCUCGCUGGAGCUGAAGGUGCAGUCGCAGCACGCCCUCCACCUGGAGAGCAGCUGCCGGGCGGUGGAGCGCUCGCUUGGCCAGUGUGGGAAGAGGCUGCAGGACAAGCAGCAUGAGUUGGAGCAGCUCACCAAGGAGCUCAGGCAGGUCAAUCUGCAGCAGUUCAUCCAACAGACCGGCACCAAGGUCACCGUGCUUCCUGUGGAGCCUGGCGAGGAGGAGGGGAGCCAUGCUGCGGAGAGCUCAGAUUUUGCUGCCUUGUCCGGUUCCCUGAAACGUCCUGGCAUAGCCCACCCCAUCCCCGGGCACCUGCGUGUCCUGCAGAGUGGCCUGAGGUCGGCAUUAAACCCAGAGGGUAUCUAUGUGUGAGGGUACCUAGAGGAACCCAGAGGGUAUCAAGAGGACGCAUCCACCCCUCCCAGCCUCCUCCAAAGACACCAGCCUACACCCCAACACCACAGACGAUUGAAUCCUCUCAGUGGCCUUUUAUCAUGUGGAGGUGGUGGCGUUCAUGGGAAUACUACAAUGAUCAGAGUCCAGCCUUUUGUAGUGUGUAGGGUUCUGUUUGUUACAGCUCAGUUUGGGAGAGUGAUGAUGAUGAGGGCAUAUCAUCGUUCUUUAACUUGUGCUCUUUUUGUUUUCUGCAUUGUUUACAUGUUGUUUAUCCACUUAAUUGGCACAUUAUAUGACCACAUACAAUCACCACAGCAGGUGAUGGGUAGAGGCGGAAGUGAUGAGCACAUAACUUCACAUUACCACAAAGGUUGUUCUUACCAAAACAUUCUUCUCACUUGCUGAGACCGGCUUCAAAGCAUGGAGAGUCAGAGACGCUCACCUGGAUUACAGGAUGAGGGACUGUGGCAUAUGUGAAAUACCUCAGAUAAAACUCUUAUUUCACUAUAUGGAAGAACUGUAUCAAGGAGAGAUAUUUCAAAUCAUCUACACAACAGAGAAGAAUUCAGAUACUGCAUCAAUACAGACUAAUAAUCAUGCAGUUGAAAUAACAGAAAACACAGUUCCUAGAGGACAUUUUCUCAUUUAUUUUCAGAAGAAUGUGACUGUAAAUGUUCUAUUUCUUGUGCACUUGUCCUUAAUGAAAUCAGGCCAAAGACCAAGGAAAAAAGUGUUAAUGUUUAUAUAUCUGUAAGCCAUAUCAACUGCAUACUUGCAGAUAAACAGCAAUAAACAAUUUGUGCAAUUGGUUUGCUCACUCUGUGUUUUGCAGUGGAGUUAAGGCUGUAGUAAUCAGUCUACAACACAUUCAGUGCCUUAUGUUUGUGUGAAUCAAUCCUGAAUGACACAAUUGUUUGAAUUACACAUUUUUAGAUUAGGCUAUUUUGAAAAGCUCCCUGUCUUCUACGUCUGACAUUCAUUUGGCAAAACGAAGCAAGUUUCCAAACCUCUGCAGUAUUGAAUCUGUCAAGUCUCAGUACAGUAAACCCCAUUUGUAUUUCGUAACAGAACUUAAGAGGGAUGUGUUAUGAAAAAAGUGGGAUAUUGUGCUUAAAGCCAGAGCCAAAGGUUUGUGGCCUUGUUGCAUGCUAUUUUGUUUACAGUUUAAUGCGGACAAAUUGUUACAUACAAAUAUUAAAAUAUAAAACAACAAAGAAAAAGAAUCCACUGAGAACACUCAUCUCUUCUUGUCAAAAUGUGAACACGCUUCUGGCUUUAUGUUCAAGAAAUCACUAACCUUGCUUUGCAGUAUACCCUCAGGCUCUGCCUUACAUGUCAUUAGCAGUAUUGCAUAAUUGUGUUAUACAUUUUGACUCGAAGCUAUACCACUGCUAAUGAGCAUAUAGUAAAUAAUCAUUGCAUAAUAUUUGUUAAAAACCCCAAUGCAACGACUGUGUUGGGCAUUGCAUUUGUUGUGUAUCUAUCAUUGUUUAAUAGUAUGUGUGUGGGCCAUGGCAUCAAUGUAUUAUUAUUAUUAUUAUUAUUAUUAUUAUUGUCAUUAUUGUGUCUCAUUUGGCAAAGUAAUCUGUUGCUGCAUGAUUAAGCCACUUUUGUGUUGCUGUGUAAUGUUUCCAGUGUUUCAUAUUGGCUUCCUCAUAACAUGUGCUGCAUAUAGUAUGCAAGGAAUGUAGAUGACUGUUUUUCAAAACUGUAUUUCCUAAGCCAAACAAACAUUUAAAGCUAAGCUAAAAUUGCCUCAAUGACUCUAUUUCACCAUGUGUUUUGGGGAUACCCAAGAGUGUGACAGCCAUAUAUUUGAUCAUUUAUCCUGUUUGUUUAUUUAUUUAUUCAGUUGCUCAGUUGUUUUAUAAAUAAAGACACUUGUUCACUGCUCAA